Molecule: messenger RNA, 937 nt
Organism: Poecilia reticulata (guppy)
Lineage: Eukaryota; Metazoa; Chordata; Actinopteri; Cyprinodontiformes; Poeciliidae
Source: RefSeq, a predicted model, not a curated record
UCCAUCAAGAUCUUCAGAUCCCUCCUUAUCAGAGACAUCGAGCUCCAAGAUGAUGUGGUUCCUCUUCCUGUUUGGUCUGGCUCUGGCUGCUGAGCCUCCUUCAGAUGGACAGGAACUGAAGCUGAUGCGUGGCGGCUGUCCCGUGUUCUGGUUCAGCUUCGAGGGUCGCUGCUACAAGUACUUCGGAUCAAGAGUGACCUGGGGAGAAGCAGAGCUCCACUGUGUGCGAGAGAGAGCCAACCUGGUUUCCAUCCACAGUCUGAAUGAACACAAUUUUGUCAAUUUGCUGAUCAAGAACUUUGAUCCUACUCGGUCACUAACCUGGAUUGGACUCACUGAUAUGCAUAAGGAAGGAGGGUGGAUUUGGUCUGAUGGGUCUAAAUAUAGAUUUUCCCGCUGGAAUUCUGGACAGCCUGACAAUGCUCGUGGAAUUGAAAACUGUGGACACACAAACUAUGGAAGCAAUUUUUUUUGGAACGAUAGUGUGUGCUCAAAUAAAUUUGCUUUUGUCUGCACAAUUCGUACAGCUAACCCCUAGCAACAAAAAAAUUAAAAGAAAAAAAAAGUUAACUGUUUUGCAUUUCUUGAUUAAUUUUCAGUUUAAAUUCAACCUAUUUUUUUUUUCAACAAAACCCAAUGGAAAGGCAUAUAUGUGGAAAUGUGAUAUUUUCUUCUAUUGUAUACACUGUAUAUACACUUAUAUAACCAUCAACAUAAAAUACAUCUUUGUGAUAAACUCUUAACAUCCAACUUAAAAUGAUUUCUCUGUGCGGUUCUUUGUGGAAAUAUUAGGAAUAAUAUAACAAUGUAUUAGAUAUGAUACAGUAUGAGGGGGGAAUCAAGAAUGAUCACAUGUAAAAUUACUUCUUGCUAACAUUUUAUACAAUUUAUACAAUAUACAACCCAAACUAAUGUUUCUCUCAUUUUGGUGUUUUAC